Messenger RNA from Spodoptera frugiperda (fall armyworm), 4467 nucleotides. Its product is annotated as monocarboxylate transporter 3. Lineage: Eukaryota; Metazoa; Arthropoda; Insecta; Lepidoptera; Noctuidae. The coding region runs from base 339 to 2291 and encodes 650 amino acids. The record is from RefSeq and is a predicted model, not a curated record. The transcript has 9 exons. Gene Ontology annotation, molecular function: monocarboxylic acid transmembrane transporter activity. Gene Ontology annotation, biological process: monocarboxylic acid transport; transmembrane transport.
CGGGCGCCGCCGUUUAGUACACUCGCAACCGGUGACGGAGGCACGCGUCAACGCGUUCGAUAACAAAUUGCGGACAUCAAUAAAUAAAUAAAAAAAAACUUUAACACAAAUGUGCCAAAGGAAUUUUAUUCCAGUUUUAAAAACUUCACGUGUUUAAAAAAGUACUAAAAGCGCGCGAGUGUGUGUUGGACGCGUUCGUAUGGAUGUUAACUAGCCGGCAAUACGGAGCAUUCCAAAUAAUUCGUAUUGGUCAAGGUCCGUAUACAGAUUGGCGUAUAUUGGUGUGAAAUUGUGCGGUUUCGUAUCCUGAUUCACGUGUUCCAUAGGAUUGAAACACGAUGAAGCAACGAGUGGCGACGGAUGAGCGACCCUUUAAAACGGGAUCCACUGAUGAAACUCCCAGUGAAGAGGAGCCGGCAGCAGCUUUGGUCGUACCUCCAGAUGGCGGCUGGGGAUGGGUGGUCAUGAUUGCAUCCUUCUGCUGCAAUUUCAUGGUGGAUGGUGUUAUCUUGUCCAACGGAGCCAUACUUCCGGCCAUUAGAAAAGAAUUUAAUGCGACUGAAAUUGAAGUGGCUCCGAUCAACUCCUUGCUUGCUGGAUUCUACCUUCUUCUUGGACCUAUUGCCUCGGCCUUAGCAAACAAAUACGGAUUCCGAAAGGUGACUAUCCUGGGGAGUUUGAUCUCCGCAGCUGGCUUCGCUAUCUCCUACUACGCCACGAGUCCCCAAUUUCUAUACGUUUCUUAUGGAGUAAUCGGAGGAUUUGGAGUUUGUCUGAUAUUCAUGCCCGCUGUGCUGACCGUCGGAUUCUACUUCGAGAAAUGGAGGGCCCUCGCCACAGGAAUAGCUCUAUGCGGCUCAGGAGUUGGAGUCUUUGUCAUGUCACCCAUCACCAAGUCACUUGUUGAUAAUUAUGGUUGGAGGAUGACCAUCUUCAGUCAGUCCGGUAUGAUGUUGCUGUGCAUCCUUUUCGGAUUAACCUUCAAACCAAUUGAACCAGUACAUGUUGUAGUAGAAGAAGAAGCCGCCACAACUGAAGAAGAUGAAGCGGAACGUAAUAAAUUAGCGGCAGAGAAGCUUAAAAAUAUGAUGAAACUUGAAAGCAGACUCGACUCCCGUAUAAGGAUGCCACAUGACAUGAAAUUCGCAACCAAAUCCAGCCCUCACACUUGGAUGGGCGUUUCUAAUAACACACGUUACCCCACAGCUGAAGAAGUCUUCCGUGGAAGCAGUACUUACAUAAAUGGUCAGCGACGAUCUUCCGCUACUGCAGGAACGAUUAAAAGUAAUCUGGGAGCUAAACCCGUUUACGCCACGGUCAGCGAAAAAGACGAACAAGAAGACUCCAACGCUACUCCUGAGCAGGCAACUCAACCUUUGAUUGGAUCAGUACUCCGAGUCAUGUCUCGCACCGAUUUCAGUCAACAACGCCGUUCAACAGCUGACUUGGUUACCAGACCCCUGUACCGUGAGGACAUCUUCUUCGGAGCUAGUUUGGCCAGACUUCCUCAAUACACGUCACGAACAUCUCUUGGGUACCAUUUGGCUGUAACACACGUACCGUCACCUGAGGACGAAAAGGAAGAAGAAACAAAGAAAUGCCGAAUUUGCCCAGUAGCCGUGCGAAGAGCCUUAGCCACCCUUUUGGACGUAAGCCUAUUCAAGUCUGUAACUUUCGUGAUUCUGGCUCUCAGUGGUUUCUUCACAAUGACUGGUUUCUUUGUGCCCUUCGUGUACGUGCAAAACAGAGCGCGUGAAAAUGAUGUACCACCCGAGGCUGUUGAAUGGUUGGUGUCUUCGAUUGGAGUAGCAAAUAUUGUUGGACGAUUGCUCUGUGGACUGGUGUCAUCCAUGCCGAAGGUGUCCCCGUUGUUGGUAACCAACAUUGCUCUCACCAUGGGCGGUCUCGCUACUAUGCUGAGUAACUUGUGCUUCGAUACCUACUUCCAGUACGGAUACUGCGUCAUAUUCGGCCUUUCUGUGGCUUGCUUCGCUGCCCUGCGUUCCAUCGUCGUUGUCGAAUUCCUUGGACUCGAAAGAUUGACCAACUGCUUUGGCCUGUUCCUCCUCUUCCAAGGAAUUGGUGCUUUAAUAGGUUCACCUAUUGCUGGAAUGCUGUACGAUGCCACAAAGAGCUACGCUAUAUCAUUCCACGUAUCUGGGGCAUUUAUACUCCUAUCAGCAGUUAUGUGCUAUCCUAUCAAUAGGAUUAGCAAGUGGGAGAAGAAACGCGCCGAAGAGAAUGAGAAGUUGAAGAGCACUGUCCCGACAAGUUUGGUCGACAAAGUAUAACCGAAGAGACACAUUGUUGCGGACAACACAUUGUUGCCAAAUGGACUCUAUUGAAAAAUAGUUCAAGCAGUUUGGUAGCUGCCGGAUGAGUGUGUAAACGAAGCAUAGGUAGCUGGCAUUCAAAUGUACCGUCUGCCGAAGAAUGAGUGUGCACUAAUGCAUGUGAUGAAUAAUAAAUUAUGUAUCUGCAUAGUGUGAAUACCAGCCUUAUUCCCGUAUUCAUGAAUGACCUUAAAUGUAAGUGAAUGCACUCGCUGCCAUUGUAAUGGUUUAACAUUGCCUUGGCGCAUUCGUUCAUGAAUAUGGAAAUUAAUUUUCUGUAAGACUCGGAUUUUUUAAUCUACAUUUAUUUACAAAAUGUACCUAGUGUUAUUUUAGUUGUAUCAGUACCUAAUAUUUGGAGAGAUCAAGUUACAUGUAAUUAAUAAUUUAAUUAAUGUUUACAGUCCUAAAUAUGUACCUCGAAUACGAAAUUAUCAAUUAGAUACAUUCCCAAUAGUUAAGGAUUGGCCAAAUUCAGUGAACCUUUGCAUGCAACGAGAUAUUUUCGGAACGAAGAAAAAGUGAAGUAAACUCGUAGAUACUCUUCCUACAAACCUCACAUGAUUAGAUAUGUUCCCAUCCGAAUUGAGUUUUUUGUAUCCUUUGACCAGUCCUUUAAUCUUUGUCAAAACUGCAAGAGUUAUUUGCUUUUGCAAUAAUUCGAUUAAGUCAGAUAAAUGCAUUUAAAAUAGGUUUAGAGGUUUUAAAAGUACAAAGACUCGAAGUAUAAAUAUUAUAGUUUCGCAGUUUUGUCUCAAUUAGGGCCCAUUGAAGGAGAUCUGAAGCCAAAAUGUACUUUAAAUUUUAGUUGUGUUACAUUUAACUAGAUAAUGUUGCGUGUGCCUAGUUGUUCUAAUGCCCAAAUACUCAAACGCCUCUCAAUGAUGCAUGGGCGCCGGCUGAACUAUUUCCCAAGGGAGAAUCUGCAUGACCUGCAUCUACUCUGACAGUUUCAAUGUUCAAAGGUUUUAUAAGUGGACCGACUUCAGCGAAGGUCACUCCCGUUCUAUCCAUUAAUCAUCAAUUGGGUGUUACACACGGGGGUUCAAAAAUAUUUUUAUUUCUCUCUUGACAUCUCUUUGCGUCCUAUUGCUGGCGGCCAUGUAACGAUGUUACGUUUUGUUCUGUCACUACAGAAAGUGACCGAGAGUUUGGCUAAAUGGCAACUUAAAAUUGAGUAGCGUUUCAGUGUUCGAGGCGUAAGUGGUGCAUAAUAUAAGACUACUAUUGUAUAGUUGUAAUUCGUUUUAAUGGUUUACUGGUAAUCAGUACCUAUAUACUAAAUAUGUGACGACUGAUGAUGAAAGAGUGAAGGGUUGAAAUUUUUUAGCAAUCGUGCCUUAUCGUGUGGACUAACUACCUAUAUUUUUCUGGAAAUAUUUCUAUUUACGUAAACAAAUUAAACUCUCGAUAGUUACUGUUGUUAUUGAAGAUGUUUUAUUGUAAAUAAAUUGGUAAUAUUUUUCCAAAAAAUUGCACAAUACAUGCAAUGAUUGUAGGUAAUAUGUUACUAACGUAUUUUAUUUAGUUUAAGGACUAUUACUGUGGCUGUGGUCUUCUAGCGUAUGUAGGUAUAUGCUUAAAUUGUGUACCUAAUUAAGAAAUCAUAGUCAUUUAAUUUCGAAUCUUAAAUGUUGAAAAACUACAUAUCAAAUUUUUGUUUGGUCUGCCCAUUUUUGUGGCAAUGGAUUUUAUUUAUUGCAAUCAUGGAUUAUGAUUAGAUAUAUCUAGUUUCGUAAAUAUACAUUUUUGUAUAUAAUGACAAGAAUUUGUUAUGAUGCGAAUACUUAUACACGUACUUAACUAUUCCUUCCAUAUUAUAAAGGACCGAGUACUUCGAAAAGUACAAUGUUGUUUAUAAAUAAAUAAGAAUUUGUGAGAUUUUGUGAUGGUGACUAUGAUUUUUGAGUUGUUUUUUUAUUUAUCGAUGCCACAGUGCCAUAUAGAGUAACAUUAUUUAAGGAAUUAUCAAUAAGAACGCGUAUGGACUAUUGUCUUGCCGUAAAUCAUGACAACGUACAAAUUGUCAAUUGAAAUGUGUCCAUUUAAUAACUGUUUUAGGACAAAUAGUGUGUAGAACCUACACUAUAGUCUUCCUUGGCCCUUUUGAAAUACACGAUAUUUGCCAAAUAAA